Molecule: messenger RNA, 18847 nt
Organism: Pocillopora meandrina
Lineage: Eukaryota; Metazoa; Cnidaria; Anthozoa; Scleractinia; Pocilloporidae
Source: the annotation of a GenBank genome assembly
CAGAAUGCUACGUCAGUAGCCAGUUGUCGGAGAGCUCGAGCCCCGGAAUUAAGGCCGACGAAACGUCCACCCUUUUGAAUUCUGAAGACGGCUUAUCUUUUGUUUGUAUCAAAUUACUGGUUGAUCGUCAACGAGGGAUGUCAUUAAAGCUUGCGUUACCAAACGCACUCCCUGAACUUGCGCAACAGAAUCGUUAGAUAUUUGACGGGUUUGACCUUCAGGAAACGUGUGUCUGUGGACAUGGAUUUUCACGGGAGAACUAGUUUCAUGGUAGUUUGCUUCUUAUCAGGUAAGUACGAUAUAAAACCAAGUCAAGAUCUGGUGACUGCGAAGUCACAUGCAAAACAACGUCGUUAGUCGUAAUUGAACCUUCUCGGUUAAGCGAAAUUACUUCUCGGUGAGUUAACGAAGAACAGUGUUCAAAUUCAAUUAAAGAGCUGUAUUGUUAAAGUGAGGAAAUAAUUGGGCCUUUUCGGCUCUAAAUAUAAUCAUGCUUUCAUUUAAGCCAGAACAACAUAGAAAUUCCAAGACAGUAUGAUCUGCGUAGUAACAGUGGUAUGCGUCCAGUAAGGAACGAUUUUUCAUAUGUUAAACCUUAGAUGGACGUUUUGGUUUAGAGCGCUUUGAAAUUCAACGAGGAGGAUGUAUUGCUCUUGUAAGAACGGGAGAAAACAAUAAUAUCGAAUUUCUCCGGGACAUCGCCGUCUGCACCGUCAAUGUUCCAUCUUGUAUCCGUAUAUUUUGUUCACGGUCUCAUCGAAAAUUUCACCUAAAAAAAAAAUCAAAGUGCUCUGUGAGCAAACUCGUGAAUUGACACAUGAUUUUUUUGGAUUAUGUUUAAUGUUAUCUGGUUUGGGGAAUUUUGUGGUUGAUUGUCAUAUCUAGAGUACGAGCAGUAAUUCAGUGUUCACUAAUGUAGCAAAGAAACAAAGUAACGUUGGGAUAAGAAGGCAUUACAAUAUUGAAAUGAUCAUGCUAUUGCAUUUGACAAGGGUAGAUGAUGUCAUGUGUUUUAAACGUAUAUCAUUUCUGUUUCUGGUUCAAAAGAAAAGGUUGGAGGUAAAUGUGGGUGAAAAGUGAAAUUUACUGUCUAUCAUUGUAAAUAUUAGAAAAUCAAGGCAAUACUGUCUUAGUGAAAGCAUUAAUGAUUCCCUCUUUAUCAAAUGAGACAAACGGCAACGAGUUUUGAGUAAUAUACCUAAGUCAAGACUGCCACCGUCAUUUUGGAUCUCCACCUGGGUAGAUUUUAGUCACGUGCUAGGUAACGUAUAAUUAAUAACAAGAUAGAAUUUCAUUUCAGGCCUAUUUAUCAAAUUUGUGGUGUAUAACUUUCGCAUUUUAAUACGUUAUAUGUAUUUUGAAUCUUCAAAUUGUCUUGAAACUUAAUUUGAACAAACUUCAAAUUGUCUUGAAACUUAAUCUGAACAAAUCUCUCUGCAAGCUUCGAUGUCUAAAUACCACAGUUGUCCCAAGGUCUUCAAUUCGCAUACAGAGAAGCAUUCGACUCGACGCCUAUAGAACCGUAAUGUAGGAUGAUACUUUGCCUGACAUGGUACCAACGGAUUUUUGUCCUGGGUCUUUGUUCAGUUGGACAGAAAUAAGAACGCACGCGAGCUAUAAGAAGAUAAUUCUUCAGAAAAUCGCUUAUUUAAUUUUUUUUAAUCGGAUUUGGCGGGACAGCUGAAGGGCAGUUUAAGGUUACUUCCCACCUUCGAGGGUAUCCUUCUGGAAAAAAUUCGUACGCGUGCUAGUUUCACUAAAAUCCUAGCAAACUAUACAUCAGAAGAAAGCUUAAUAACUGCAGAUUACGAUAAAAACAUAAUUUAAGCGACUUUUCUUUUAAGGAAGUGUCAGGAGCCGGUAAGGCGUGAAACGACGGAAGGUUCUUCGAUUAAAUUUGUUGGGAAUCGGAUGCCGCAGCACGAACUAAAUGGCCGCAAAUAUUUCAUAUAUCAAAAUUUCCCGACACCUUCUCGUUUUUCAUUAUUCCUGGAAUGUUUUGGCGAAAUUUGACCUAAAUCGGCCGAAUCUAUUUAACCUAUAAAUUCGCUCAAAGUGGUUGUAUUCCUCCCAAACUGAAACCGCAAACCAUUGGGACAACGGGACCUCCUGGCGUCAAUGACGAUGGAUCAAGAUUUCCCUGGAAAAGUAACUCAUUGCAGACACUUUUUUUUUUAUUUCGAUCGCUCAGUGGAAUGUUGAGGAGGACGAAAAAAUGAUGAGCAAAGUUGCCGAAGGCAAAGGCAAGACCUGCGGCAAAAAUGGAAAAAACACAAAAUGUGCUGAGGUGCAAGACAGCGAAUCGACAGAAAGAAUCGACGGACAGCUUUCAAAAUUACUGUUCGAGGCGAUUGUAAAUGUUUUUGUAUCAAGGCUGGUACUUGCACCAAGGAAAGGAAACCUCAUUUUUAACAUUAUGUAUGGUAAAGUUUGGUUUGAAAGCGACUUCUUUGUUCAAAAUCUGGACGCCAGCGUGGAGCUCCGCCAGUACUAAUCGCUUUCACAAAGGAAUUUUCUUUUCUCGACAGAAUGGUUCGCUUUCAUUCUUCUUAGGGUCUGUUUUUUUUUUGUUUUUUUUUACCCAAGACUUUCUCUCGCUUUGGAUUUUUCCAUGGGCAAAGAUCUUUCCAUAAGCAAAGAGCUUCCACGUGAGAAUUUUGUAAAGUGCGCGAUGUAAAAACAAAGUAUGGAACUAACAUGUAAAACGAGCCCUCCAUGAGCGGUUGCCUAAGUGAAAUUUUGUGUGUUUGCGAUUCUAUCAAUAACGGUGCGCAGAUGUAUUAUCCUGACGGUGAACUUAAUUCUAAUUUUCCCCACCUUAACUGGCCAAUGUACAGUGUACCUGCAACAGCGGUCAGUGGAAAAAGAUAAUUUUUGUGUAAGAGGGAACUUGCUAAAGUAAUCUUAAAGUUGCCUUAUUUAAAAACACAUUAAAUUUUCCGCGAUGUCCGAGUCCAUUCUAUUAGUUAAUGAGCUAGACAUAUUUUGCAUAGUAAUUUGUUCAUUUGUGCGUGUGAUAGUCAAAAUGCAAAUUCACUCACUUGAGUGGAAAACAUUGACGCAUCUUUCAGUUUAAAGUUAAAUUUUAUGUUUAUUUCAUCAAAAAGAAAACAAUUUUCUUUAACUUCUCUUCUAUUUGCCUGAUUGGUUUUCGGGUAAAAUUUCCGCACAGCCCCAUACUACAUUAUGCAUUCAGUUCUUGGAUAGAGAAAACAAUGACAAAAACAAUACAUUGCCAUUGGGAAAACAGAUUUGUUUUACAAUAGGAUGGGACUAUGUGGAAAUUUUACCGGUUUUCGUUCGAUCGUUAUGGUUCCCACAUAAAAUAACAAUGCCGACGAAAUACACGUAAAAGUUGCCUUGAUUUCAAAUUCAAUUACGAGCUGCAGACAAAUAUUUUUCUCUUGUCAGUUUAAGAUGCAAUCAGUGGUGGGAAAUGCAUAUGAAACCUGAAUCGUGCUAAAGCCACUGAUUAAGCGUAACGCUGUGUUCCGGCUGACAAGGAAAGGAGUUCAGGUAUACAACAUGUAGGCUUACAUGACUAAAAGUUAGAAGGGUUGGCUGUAAAUUUGCACCUUGAUGAGAAGUGUGAGAGGCAACCUUACACGCUAUUUUUUUUCCCUUCAUCCUGUGCAACGGGCGCAGACUGCAUCCAAAUUGGCGAAAGGCCAUGUAAUCAUCAUUCAGCCAAAAGAUAUCGAGAUUAUCGAUAUUAAAUGUCGGUGGCUGGGGAAAUUUAAAACAGAUGACAUCUCACGUUGCUGCUUUCAAAUGGCCAUAUCGGGUUGACUAAUGUUUUUUAAAAGUCAAACUCCACGGCCGUACUUUUACCUGAAAUCACAAAAUGGUCGCCAGGAGAAAAAUUUCGUAGCCAAAAUAAAAAUAAAGGAAAUUAAAUAAAAAGAAAAGAAACAAUUUAGGAACCUUCAGUGUUUUAGCCAUCAUAUAUCUAUUUAUUCUGAUCUCAGAAAUAACGGAAAUGUCCUUAAAAAUAUGCCUUUUGUCACUAACAGAUUUUUCCGUCCGCUUGCUCACCUUAUGCUUGCCGAAAGAAAUGAAAGCAAUCUCUCCGCAAGAUGUCCCCAGGUUUUCGUUUCGCGGAGAGGCUGUUUGUAUCUUAAAUAGGCUAACAUAUUGCGUGACAUGGCAUUUUCGCGUUGGGUCUUCACUCAGUUGAACGAAAAAAUGAAAAACACACACUCGCGAACAAUAGGAAAGUCUUCGGAUAAUCAUUUAUUUCACAAAUUGUAUGAAUUAUUUCAAGGCGGUUAGCAGCUGUAAGUAUUUCGUUAAAUGGAUUGUUUGAAAUAUGAUAUGUAUGCAAAAUCUGUCUGGUUUGAAGGCCCAUUAACUAAAUGGACUUGGUGAUCGUCUCAAAUUUUUAUAUGUUUAAUAAGGUAAUUUUAAGACGGUAAUUUGGCAAGUUCCCCUCUCACUCACAAAAAUUUCUCCAUUUACUCCUACUGCAAGGUACAUUGGCCAGUUAAGGUGGGGAAAAUUAGAAAUAAGUUUACCAUCGAGAUAAUACAACUGCACACUGUUAUUGUUCGAAUCGCAAACACACAAAAUUUCACUUUCGGUAACUGCGACCCCUUGAGGGGAAUUCAUGCAACCAAUAUUAUGUAUAAAUGUCCCACUUUUAUCGAAUACUUUUACACAGUUUGCACAUCCAUCCGUCAUGAAAUAUGAGUUUUUAAAAGCUAUACAGUGUUGGGGUUCGCUUAUGCCAGACGAGUCACGACAUCCCCAUGAUUUCUUCUCCAAAGUAGCGUGACUUGAAAAUUUAAGCUUGAAAUUUCCGCGUUCGUCGAAAACUUGAACUCGCUUGUUGCCCCAGUCGCUAACAAUUAUAUUGUCAUGUUCGUCUAUGGACAAACCACAGGGAAAGUUAAACUGCCCAUCAGCUGUCCCACCAGAUCCAAAUGAAAAACAAAAUUUACCAGCUCUACAAUCGUACAGUUGAAUACGAUGGUUUCCAUAAUCAGAAACUAACAAAUGGUUGCUUUUGUUGUACGCUAUUCCAUCAGGUAACGACAAAUUGCCUUUUUCUGUUCCACUACCACCGAUUGUUUCUUUGAAUGUUCCAUCUUCGUUCAAAAUGAUGAGACGAUCACAUCCCUGGUCGGACACGGCAAUGUCUCCUUUGGAGUUAACUGCAAUUCCCGAUAAAUUAACAUCGUGGCCUUCGGCUUCCAACCACCGUAAAUUGUAGGACGCUUUUUGUGUUAUUGGGGGAGGUUUUACGUGUAUCAUUUCCACAGCUUUUCGUAUUUAUGUACCUUAGUAGUAAGUACGGGCCGCCACUGCAUCAACAGGAAGUUGUUUGCUGCUGAUAGGAUGACAAUUAUGAUAAUCAACAAAUGAAAAAAUUUGCAUGACGAAAUGUUGUUUAUUGAAACGAAAUACAAUUUCCUUGACUUCCUUUUUUAUUUGCCCGAUCGCUUUUGCAGUCGAUCGUCAAGGUUUUCUCGACAAAAUAACAAUGAUGAUGAAACCAACGUAAAAUUUGCCUUUAUUCCUAGAUUUUAUUCCGUUCUGCAGAUAAUAAUUUGUUCUUUUGUACGUUUGUUAUUGUCAAAAUGCAAAUUUACUUUUCUAAAGUAUCUCGAUUGUCAGUGGUGCGAAAUGUAUUUGAAACCUUAAUUGAGCAUAGGCCACUAAGUAAGCAAACGCUUCUAAGUCCUGACUGACAACGCGAAUAAUCUCACCUUUUUAUCUACCAUAUACAAUAUGUGGGCUUGCAUGAGUAAAAGCGGCGCGUUCGGCUGAGUACUUGCACGUUAAUGUGAGCGGGAAUUUGAGGUGCAAGAGGCAAACACGCGCGUUUGUAGCACUUUAGGGAAAUUGUAUCCCGCGCAAUCCGCGUGGGAUGCUUUGAAACUGAUGAAAGGUAAUGUGAUUACUAAUCAGCCUAUGCAAAAGAUGGUAAGUUUCUAAUAACGCUCGAAACGUCAGCUCUAGAAUCUCCUUACAAUGACCAAAUCUCAUCGUCAUCUCAUUCGAUAACUUAACCAAUACAUAUAAAAUUCGAUUUCAGUGCGUGGGAAAACGCUGGCGUAUAGUUUCCCGGGAAAAUUUUGCUUGAAUGAAUGUCACGUUGCUUGAGAGUUGACAAACUCAAACUUCACGGUUUGUCUAUACCGAGCGAUUAUAAACUCCCUAUAGAUUCUUAUAUUUUCUUGUCUUUACUGGAAUGAUAAACGAUCGCCAGAUGGAAAGUUUAGGCAUCCGAAAAAAAGGUUACGGACAGCUUAUUUUGUAUUACAUGACCAUGUAGAUUUUCCUUUUGAAAUUCAGUAAAUCUAUCCAAGAAGAUAGGAAAACAUUUACAAAACACGACGAAAGGAUAUUAGUUUCAUUGGGUGAAAAUAUUUACCAAAUAACUUUGAUCUCAAGUCACUAAAUUACCGAUCUUUGCGGCAAAUUUGUUCGCAAUUUUUUCUCUUUUGCAUGGUGCUCUAAGCGAUUGCUGAUUGGAGUGCUGAGCUCAGAUCUUGAAAAUCAAUGUUUUAUUCCGCUCUUGUAAAAUAAAAAAUUUCCCAAAGAGAUUAAAAGUCUUUUCUUGGUGCGGAGUGAUUCGGUUUCGGUUCGGCAGAUCUGGCAUUUAAAAAAACUCUGCGAAUACCUAAAAAAUGAUUAACAAACUUAAAAUUUUAAAAGAUACCGCAAAUUGCAAUUUGGCUGAAAAUUUUCGCUCGGAUGCCGGACGCUGGCUGUUUAAAAGUUCGGAUUAUGGAUAGCAUUGCCGGUCUUCUCGCCUGCGUUGCAGACAUAUUUUGCUCCGUUUAAAUCCAAGGGGAAGAAACGAGAUUGGAAGAGGGCUAAGCAUGAGGCGAAAGCGGACCAAAAGAAAUGAAUCACAAGCGGGAGAUAGCUAUCGCAAAGGAGGAAAACUUUCCUUUCCUUUUCCGGAAGUUUUAAAGGAAUACGGUAACAAAAGUAACAAAAAUAGAGCCUGUUAAAAAAUAUCGCAGACUGGCGAAUUCCUACUCUCCUGCACACUCUCCGCCCCCACCCCCACACAUAUCAGAGAUUUAAGUGCGCUCUUAGGAUCAAUGGAUUAGUCAUUGUUAAAAUAAAUUUCGUUCCGAAUAAAAAUAAAUUAAUGGGCAAUGUGAUUAAUCAAACAUGGCAUUUUCAAUUCAAAUGUUUUUUCUUUGAAUUUUAGGCACGAAGUGAACUUUUUCAUAAAUCAAUAGAUUUGCAGUUUGCGACGGUUACAAUUUAGAAAUCCAACUGAUUACAUUAUUUAGUCUGUUAAAUGCAGGUAAUACUGUUGCAAUCACAGUUAACUUAACAUAUUAGCUCGUAAAAUCUUUGCAAUUAAACCGACAUUUUUCAAAUGCACGGAAAUGACGUAUGGAAACCAUUUUACUAAAACUUUGUAAUUGUUGCUACAGACAUGAUGAUUUCAAACCGCACGAAGAGGAUAAAAAUGAUGGAAGAUUAUCCUUCGCCUAGUUGGGAAAGGAUACGCGAGCUCGACUAGGGAUGACAUGACACGGUAUUCAUGCAAUGAUCGAUGCGCGCCAAAAUCAUCAAACAAUCCAUUAAGAGGCUUCCAUCUUUGAAACAAGAAAAUUUUCAUUCAUUUUUUUUCAGUUUGCUAUUUGCCAUGCGCUUCAAAUUCUCCACGCCAGUUGCUAAUAAAAUUAUUUUAACCUACUUGGUAUAGGCGAAACUCUUAUAUAAAAACUAAAGAAUAUCAACCAGUUGAUAUUCUCUCGAUAAAAAUAUACUGUUUUCAUUUAAAGUCAUUGUUCAAUGACCUAAAACAUCAUCAACAAGAACUUGAAUUGUUGUCAUGUAAUUCUCCUUAAAAUGGACAAUUUAGGACAGUUAUUUGGCAACUUCCCCUCUCACUCACAAAAAUCUCUCUAUUUGAUCCCUUUGCCAGGUACAUUGGCCAGGUUAAAUUGGAGACACUAGAAACAAAAGCGCCAUCAGGGUAGUACAACUGCAGGCAGUUGUUAUUCGAAUCACAAACGCACACAAUUUCGCUUUCAAUAACGGCAAUCCCUUGAGGAGAAUUCAUACAGCCUAUAUUGUGCAGAAAUGUUCCUCUUUCAUCAAAUACUUGCACGCAGUUUGCACACCCAUCCGUCAUAAAAUAUAGGUUUUUCAAGGCUAUGCAAUGUUGCGGUUCGCUUGGCUCGGGAGACUCAGUGGCCUGACCUGAAAACCUUAGCUUGAAAUUUCCGCGUUCGUCAAAAACUUGGACUCGCUUGUUACCCCAGUCGCUAACAAUUAUAUUGUCAUGUUCGUCUAUGGACAAACCACAGGGAAAGUAAAGUUGCCCAUCAGCCGAUCCACCAGAUCCGAAUGAAAAACAAAAUUUACCAGCUCUACAAUCGUACAGUUGAAUACGAUGGUUUCCAUAAUCAGAAACCAGCAAAUGGUCGCUUUUGUUGUACGCUAUUCCAUCAGGUAACGUCACAUUGUCUUUUCCUUUCCCACUACUACCGAUUGUUUCUUUAAAUAUUCCAUCUUUAUUCAAAACGAUGAGACGAUCACAUCCCUGGUCGGACACGGCGAUGUCUCCUUUGGAGUUAACCGCAAUUCCUGAUAAAUUAACAUUGUGGCCUUCGGCUUCCAACCACCGUAAAGUGUACGAAGCUCUUGGUGUUAUUGGAGGAGGUUUUACGUGUAUCAUUUUUACGGCCUCUCUUUACUUCAUGUCGUUAUUGAAGGUCAGCUGCUAUGGCUUGCGCACAGGAAGUGAAGUUGGUGUCGAUGCUUAGGAUCAGUUGCCACACCAGGAUUAAAUCUGACAGAAUUCUAACAAGAGUUAUUGACGAUAUCAUUUCCAUAAAAGGGUUACAAUUCUGUCACUUCCUUUCCUUUUAGCAAAUCGGUAAUCUUGUCCAUCGAAAAACCACAAGUCCAAUAUUCUACUCGCUAAACUACCUACCAUUUCGAAGCUAAAUUUCCUGUUGAAGACAACGCAUACUUCUUCAGGCUUUUUGAUUAGAGAAAUGCAAAUUAAACUCUUUAAGCUUUCUUUUUCGAUCAGCUGUCAUAUUCCUACAAUAGUCAGGGGCCAGGUACGUUUUCGUUAUCACUUUCAACGAAUAUUGUAGAUCGUGCGUUGUUGAAGUGGGAACAUAUAUAGGCUUCAUUGACGUCCGCCAUCUAGUAAGCAAUAAUUAUUCGUCAAACUUCUAUUUCCUUUGCGAAUAUUUUUAGAUGAGGACAUCAAAAGUGAAUUGAUUCCAGACAUGAAAAUAAUCGGCAGCUCUAGAAUAAAACUGUCAUUGAAUAUAUAAUAUUCAUUAUUUUUGUCCCUCAAUAAUGAUUAAAACACCGUUAGAGCGUUGAAAUCUGAAAAAAAUCUGAAAAAAGCGUUGAAAUUCAAGUUAAGUAAGAAAAGAAAGGUUUAAAAAAAAAGCAGGGACGAGGUGGGUUGUUACUUAGCAGUAGAAAAAAUAAAUAAGGGAAACUGGAAUCAAAAGGUAAUGGAUUGUUGGAGUCGAGAUGAAGCGGAAGUCGUUCUCACUGUUAAUGGAAAUAAUGACAGUCACUGCCAGAACGACUGAUAAACUUUGUGAAUUUUUCCCUCUCUUGACUUCCCGAAAAUGAUUCGAUACACCUAGACACGCAACAGUGUAUCAACCAACGCAGUGUUUGUCCACACUCCUCUUAUCGUUAAGCCAAAAAUCUUUAUAAAUCACAAAUAUUUGAUUUGAAAUGUCCCCAACCUCCUCUAAGUAGAGUUAAAAGUUCCUUAGAUGCCUUCACGUUCCCUGGCCGCCUCCCUCUAUAUGACGUCAUCGUUUGUUCCGUUCUUAAAUCCUCUCAACCCAUACUGUUUUUAUCCUUUACCGCAUUUUGAUCUGAUGUUGCCCUCUUCCUUUUUUUCGUUGUCGGGGAUCAUCACGCAAUUGAAUUUCAACAUAUCUUAAUGUUUGCAGUGGGGUCGAUGAGUUGUUUUCGAAAUUUUGCGCGAUACAAAAUGCAAACAGUUCGAGAGGAUGAUGAUAAAACAGGGACAUAACUAACAACAAAACAAAAACAGGCAAUUCAUCAGAAUAUAUCAGAUAAGGAUAUUCACAGAGUCUGUUGAACUCUUUGACUCCAAAGAGUAACUAGCAUCUAAUUCUCAUCACAAUAUUACCCCUGGAUCACACAUUAACAUCAUCAGGAACGAUCACCAACUAAAAAAGUCCUUGAUUGUUGGUCAAAUUCUUCUUGUCAGCACCCUGGGAAAUGUACAGAAAACAGUAAUGACCAAUGUUAGGGUGUAAAGUGUUGAUUAUGGGUAAAGAGGAGACACACUAUCAGUGAACAUGAGUUGGAGGGGUUUUCAUAAUCAAACCUUACGUCGGAAAGGAAGACAGACAUUUCAUUUUAUGCUAAAUUUAUGCAUGGUUGACGGUUUGAAAUAUUCCGUUUUGACGGGAACCGUUAACAGCCGACAAGAUCCACCGGAUAAUUCACGAUUUUUUAACAUUUCUUUUCCGGUUUUAUUCGUUUUAUUUUGCAGUAUGGAUCACGGCAGAUUCCCUGACUAUGACCCAGUCUCUGCGCGCGAUACUGAACAAUUUUAACAGUACAAGAAAUGUCUACAUCGACCCAGCUGCGAAACAAAUAGCACGUGACUACAUCGUGACAACUUUUAGGGAUCAUGGACUGCAAACGUGGACUGAAGAAUUUCAGAGCAAUAACGACAAGGUGAAUAACUUAUUUUGAACAGGUAUUUGACAGAUGGAAACUUGAGGGAGUGUUAUAAAAGUGUCCUUAAGAAACGUAUUGAUGAUAAACAAUUAUUGGAUGAGGUUGAGCAUGGUGUCAUGAAUUAUUAAGCCGAGUUCGGCUUUGGUAGACGCGAGGUUUGAUAAUUUAUGAUAUCAUACGAAAACCGAAUUCAAUAAUUGUUAUUUUAUACAUUUUUAAAACAAUUCGCAAAAGAAGACACUUCCCCUUGAGUUGCAAAAGUUUGAGAACACUACACGGAAGAAGGGUUUAGUAGACUUUAAACUCGGCAUUAUUAAUGCAAUAUCCGCUGCAGAUAUUGCAUUUAUUAUCUCAACUUCACACUCUACUAUAUAUUGGUUGAAUGCUUUCGAUAUAUUAAAUAUUACACAGUCAAUCUCAUGGUUAACGAUAGCUCUUGUCGCACGAGUAAAAUUUAAGGUCUGUUAAUGUAGGGAAAAUUUUUUCUACCUAGCUUGGUUAUAAUUAAGACACUCCCGCCUUCGCUGAACUAACGCACCUUUUAAUGUUUUUAUGUAUACACAAUAUUCAACCUUCGACUUAAAAACUUCGAAUCUGAGCAGACCUUGCACGAAGCAAACUCGUUAAAAAAAACGUACAAUUUUUAUUGAAUUCGCCAAGAGAUGGUCCAUUUUCCUUCAGUAAUUGAAACUUCUCGCUAGUUUCCCCUUUAUUCACGACGCACAAAAUUUCCACCUACCUGCGAGAGGUGUAUGGCCUUGAAAGUCUGCUUACGGGAAUUUUUUCUGCUCAACCAAACACGUCUGCCUUUUCUAGUUCCCAGGGAUAAACGUCGUUGGUCGGCUGCCUGGUCGCUAUUCUGGAACGCGUGACGACAAAAUCGUUCUCAUUGGUUCUCACUAUGACACAGUCCAGACCACUUCCGGUGUGGAUGAUAACGGAUCGGGGAUGACUGCCUUGCUACAAGCUUUAAAGCUAUACACUAGUUCAGGUGUGAUAUUAGUUAUGUACGAAAAUGUCCAUGGGCUAUAAGGAGCGGAAUCAGCUAUUCGCCCAUUUAAGAGUUAAUCCUUCCACUGCUUCGGGUUCAUAUAUAGAAAUCGUUUAAGAAUAAAUAUCGUUUCCCGACCAAUACAGCUCAGGAGCCAUAUUCUUUUGGGCAUCAUCCGACUUUAUUGCUUAUUUUGGAAAUUAAACCCCCUUUUAAGUGGGUACUGACGAACAGUGGAUUGGAACAGAACCCGAUUAGAAACACAAACUGAGAUUGAAAAGACGUAAGACUAACGCUCAUUUUAAAUAAUAUGAGUUCAAUUGAGUGCUAAGUGAGUUUUUCUAAAGAAACUGUGGUGCUGCACCGGUAGGUGUUUUAUAAGACAAUUUGAUUUUAUCAACAGAGUCGACAAUAUGAAAUAUAAUCCAUCAAAUAGCUUUGCUCGCGCGCGAUUGAUCCAAAAUCACCACGUGAUCAAAUAUACCCAAGCUACCCGAGGAUGAGCCCCGAGUGAUAUUACCCAAUUUUGUGAUACUACCCAAUUUUGAAACGGUACGUCCAUUGCGAUAAAAUCGUUCGUUUAAAAUUAAGUUUCAAAAUUAGGGACAUAUUUGUUUGUUCGUCCCAUACGUUUGAAAACAAUUUCCCGCGCAUUGUAAAAAUAUUUGAGGCCCACAGUUUUUAUCGAGCUUCACUCUGGGGAAACUGUUUGCAUCUCGGAUCAAUUCCAUGAUAAAUAGUGAGUAAAGAAGUCGCCCAAUGUUAUCUGGUUGUUAUCAAAAUGAGAUAAAAACAUGAGCCUGUCUGGUUGUUACGUUUUUAGUAUGCGCUUCGCCCUCAUAAGUUAUGACACAAUAGAAAUCUUCAGAUCACAAUCCAAUUAUUAAAUAAAUAGCGAGAGACGAAGCUUAUUACAUUGCAGCAUUUGUGAUAGAGGGCUCGUAAAUUGACAUACUUAUAUAUAAUACCCCAUCAUGGCGGGCGAUGAAGAUCUUGCAUAAAAACAAAAAAAAAUCGAUAUAAUUGAUGAGGCGGCGGCGUGGCCGAGUAGUCAGGGUGCUGAAUUUAUAAUCUGGUGGUUCCAGUUCAAAGCCCACCACAUCCACUGCAUGGAUUUGUUCGCUGUUGCGCCAAAUUCAACACCUCGGCUACACUGUUUAAGUAUUCAACUGUUGCCAGCCAAUUGGGGCUUUUAAACAUUUUGUUUAUUUAGGGCCUGUUUAAUGUUUACAUGGAGGUGGGGGACCCCAGGUAGGUGAGGUAACCCGCCUGUCCAUAUAAUUUCUUAUUUUAUUUUGAUCACGUUUACAUGAUAGGUGGGGUGACCCGCCUAUAAGGUGGGUUGCCCGGUCUGCCAGGUAGGGUAACCCUGUCAGCCGGGGUGACAGUUUGCCAUGUAAACGUGUCGAGGUGGGAUAACCCGCCUAGCCGGGGUCGCAGUUCAUGGCAAAAAGCUCAAAAGCGAAACAUGUAUGUUUUAAAACUUUGUACAUUUCCUAUCUGUCUCAUGGCAGAAAUCACCAAAAACCGCAACGGACAUACAAGGAGUGUAAAAUGUUCACAUUUCGGAAUAUUUAGCGUCGUAAAUCGACCAUAUUUGGUUUCCCAAACUAUUCCGUAUAACGUAUUAAGUCAACGGUUUCUCGCGAAACCAAACACCGCUAACACAACGCGUGACGCUUUCAUGAAUAAAUACAAAUGUGUCCGAGAAUUAAUCUUUGGUCUUUUUCGAGAUGUGAGCUUGGGACGCCUCUGCUCAAACUCCUUAAUUGCAAGCGCAACAACAACCUAAAGAAACCUCACCCCAGCACCCCGGGGUUGUAAGAUUGCAUGUAAACGCGUUUUGUUUUUCGACCACGGCUGGGCGGGUUACCUCACCUACCUGGGGUCCCCCACCUCCAUGUAAACAGGCCCUACAAUAUUUGUUUCAAUUUGUUUAUAUUGGUCCUGUAAAAACCUUGUUGGGGGAGUGGUCAGUUAAUGUUAUGAUUAAUAUCGUAACUGUGAAACUCCUUUCUUUAGACAAACAGAAAUGUUCACGAGAUUACACGCUUUUGUUCGUGGCUUUCGAUCUAGAAGAACGUCAACCUACCGUCAACACCAGCUGCUCAAAGUCAGGAAACUGCCCUUGUAGUGGUGGAAGUUGUGGCAGCUAUUAUUUCGUACAGAAUUUCAGUCAGUAUCUCAACAACAGUGGAGUUGGUUUCCAAGGAGCCAUUGUUUUGGAAACCAUUCUAAACUACAACACCACACCAAAUUCUCAAGUGUUUCCUAGUGGUUUGAAGCCGUAUUUUACAGAGACAUACAACAAAAUAUCACAAAAUGGGUUCACGGGUGACUUCUUGGCUUUAAUUGGUCGGUCAACAUAUGACAGAAGACUCAUCGAUGGAAUAACAAAUGCUUUCAAAGAAGACGGUGUGUUCUUGUAGUGCUUUGUUACUAUCGCUCGAUAUCUUUUGCUUUGGUGAAGCCAAAUUGCUUCCACUCUCAAGAAAGCACCAAGGAGCAUAAAAAUUUUGCAUUAUUUUAAUUUUCAGCAGGACUUGUGGAUUGUCCUUGAUGUGCAAAUGAAUCACCGGAAAAUGUAUUACCUUCAGUCCAAAUCCAUUUACGUAUCAUUUAUUGCGAUUAUUGUGUGUUCCCUCAACCUCGUUCCUAGGGUGCCCUCUCCUCUUCUCUCUAGGGGGGAAGAGAGAGGACCCUGGAAAUGAGGUCGGUGUUGCCCUCUUUAUUAAUCGACAAGUUAGUAAAUUUGAAAGUCUUCCCGGCGUUUCUUUCCUUCUUGAUCUGAUCUAAUGCUGUGUAAUCAAUUUUUAAACAUAUCGACCCGCAACAAAAAUGUUUUUCCGCCAAACAAAGUCUAAAAAAAAUCACAGAUCUUCAAAAUGGGACCCUCGCAGGAUUUUAAGGUGUGCCACAUUGCCGAACCUUGAUAAAAGGACAUUGCAGGAUGAAAUAUGUAUAUUGGAUUGUUGUUUCAAUCUUAAUUUCGUAUUAAGUUUCAAGAAAAUCUGUUUUCCCUCAUUUUCUAGAAAACUUUCUAACAAUUGCCAUGCCUAUACCCAACUUGUUUCCAUCUGGUCGACCGGACACUUGGCCCGAAAAAAUUAGGCAAGGUAUGGGGGAUUUCUUUCGUUCCGACCAUUACUAUUUCUGGAAUGCGAAGCCAACGUUACCAGCGAUCUUUGUCACAGACUCUGCGGAUUUCCGAGGAUUCAUGAAAAAAUGUUAUCACAACGCCUGUGACGACAUGAGUCACGUGACCCCAGAGAUGAUGAUGUUUUUGGCGCGAACAACAAACAGCGUGGCUAAACUGGUCUCCAACAUGACAAAUGAAAAGUGCGAAAUGAAAAAGGCUGGUAAGUUUUACUUGACAUCAUGAUGUAUGAUAUAUAAUUAACAUUUUAAGCCCUGUCAAAUAUUUGGCUGAGGCUUUGGCCUUUAGUACAAUUAUACUAUAUCAAUGAAUAGCGUUGAAGGCGUGCUCUUAUUGGCUACUCAAAUACCAAAUUUCCUUGGUUAGUAUGUACAACACAAGUGAAUAGUGCUUGUCGCGCGCUGAUUGGCUAGUUCGGAAGUGAAUUGCAAGUACCAAGAUAAUUACCAUUCACCUCCACGUCGGUAAAUAAUCAGUAACUAUUCCGACCAUAGUUGAACAUUAUUAUAAACAUUAUUAACAGGCUCGGUUAAUGUCUACUACAAGCCACCUCUGCUCGGAUAACAGAUUAUUUCCUUUCUUUUCUGUUUUGCCUUCCCUUUACUCAACAUUUUAAUGAACCUUGCAUAGUCAUUUAAUAUAAGUAUUACAACAUAUUUUUGGUUUCAAUUACUUAAUUUACUUCGGAAUUUGUACAAAAAUUUUAAUCAAUGAACUUCCUUGGGGCUUGAGACUCAAAGUUUGUCAUUUAGCGGUAAAUAAUCAAAAUUAUUCACCGACGUGGAGGUGAAAAGUAAUGGAUAUUUACCACUUUCAAUGGCUUUGAGGUGAAUAUUUGUUUUAGUUAUACUGUACAGAAACCAAGAAAUUGUAGUUUAUUUCUGUCAAUAUACCGAGAGAUGGUCAGAAAUAAAACUAUUGACAAACAAUUUUGUCUCUUCGGCUCCUCGAAGGUGAAUAGUACUUGCCAAUCACUUCCGAACUAGCCAAUCAACGCGCGCGUGAAGCACUAUUCGCGUGCCAGGUAUAUACUAAGCACAGUAUCUGGCUGUAGGAUACAUUUGAGGGUCCUCUGUAGCCAGAGCGUGCAUCUUCAAGCCGUUGAAUGACUUACAUAAGUGUUAACUCCUACGAAUGUUUUUCAGUCAGCGCACAAAUGAGAGAUCCUACGACCUGUAGGGAAAAGAGCAAUUAGUUUCACUUUUGUUACUGAGUGAAUAUGUGUAAUUUUGUCUGAAAACCUACAGCUUCAGAUGAAAAGAAGUACCAAUUUGAUAAAGUAAAAAUAAACAUUUAUGUGGCGCUAAAACUAUUUACAUAUUCAAACGCGCCUUACAUUACAGUAAGGAUUAUAAACUAGUGAUGAACGCUUUCCUAAAAAGAAAUGUUGUGAGCUGUUUAUGAAAUGUAACCAGGCUGCUAAAGGAUCUUAUUGGUAACGGCAAGGCAGGAACAGCACGAGCAAAAGCGCGAUCCCGAAGUGUAGAGUAAUUGACGCGUGAAACGAAUAGAAGAGAUUGUGUACAUGAGCGAAUAGCAUAGUUAAAGGCAGGCUUAAGAGAUAAAAGGUAUUAGGUUGUUUAGCGACCUAAUAAACAAAAAGAAGCAAUUGAAAUUGAACUCUGAAUGAUACAGGAGGCUAUUGUAGGUCGAUGAGAGCCAGUGUGAUGUGGUCAAAUUUCGUAAUCUGAAAUAUCACCCUAGCUACGGCGUUCUGAACUUUCUGUAAACGAUCAAGUUGAUAUUUAGGUAGACCAAAAAGAAGCGAGUCGUCAUUGUUCGGGGGCAAGUCCCGUUAUUUUUCUUGUCGGGAGUUAAAUACUUAGAGGGGUUUGUUAUCUUUUCGCCUGGGGAAACUAUCUGUCAUCCGUGGGCAGUGGAAAACAAACAUGUACUUUCCCAGAAAUAACGUAGCUUUGCAUUUCAGCUUUCAUAACUUUUCUUCCAUAUGUAGCGAAGAAAUUUCAUGUCAACGUAACAUCAAGUAAUGAUUAACGGAACUGCAAAAGAACAAAAUUGUUCAAGAUCUUUUCCUGAAUGGUUUGAAAUUGUUGGAAUAAUAUCAUUGUGCAGUUCUUGGCUUUCGCCAGAAUGUUUGAUAAUUUUUAGCUAGUUAUACCGCUUUUUUCUUUACAUGUGCAGACUGUGUUCAACAGAUAACAGAAAGCGAAGGUGAAAUCGUAACGCCGUACCAUGACACCGUGUAUCCUAACAAACUGAACUGCGCAUGGACUAUUUCACUUGACGCUGAACAUAAAGAUCUCAAGUUCAAGUUUACAGCGUUUGAUCUGGAGGAGAGCAUCGACUGUACUGCAGACUAUGUUGUCAUUCGGGAUGGAAAAGACGAAACAUACCCUUUGAUUGGUAAAAAAAGAAUAACACAUAAUUUCUCACCUUAACCUGACCAAACCUAAUCCAACUUAGGGCACCACUACAGCAAACGGCUGUCAAAACACGAAAGGUCUUGUCACGAAAGACCAAACAUCUUUUCAUUUCGCGUAACGCACAGUCAUUUCUUGAAGUUUUUGAAGUCUUUAAUAAAUCGUAAGAUAAAAAAUACAUAUCCUAUGUUACAUAAACGAGAAACUGUGUAAUGAUAAUUACAGUAAUAUACUGUGGCCAAAAAGAGCCAAAUUUCACAAGAUUAAGCAUGACGUUACACUGAGGAUGUUUCGGGGAAGGUUUUCAGAUUGGCGAACUAUUUUUUUGCAGUGAUACGAACCUUUUAAAAAAUUUGGACGCUCUCAUUGCCUGCUUCAGACUAAUCAGGAACAAACGCGCUAGAUGGCUGGAGCUUAGCUAACAAUACGCUGUUUUUUCGCAGGGAAAUAUUGUGGGAGGACUCUUCCAAAGCCAGUUACGGCUUCGUCCCAGUCCCUAUACAUCAUGUUCCACUCGGACGACCUGGUAGCUUCCAAGGGUUUCAAAGCGGAAUGGACAUCAAGUGUUACCUCAAGUGCUUUUCAAGGUGAGCUUUUUAGUUGCGAUGAAGUACCUUACAUCUAUCGAUGUAGUCGCUUUAACUUGAGCUUAGAUCCUCUUUAAAAGUCAAAUGGUGUCACACUAUCUUGAGAGGUGCUUUUUUAAAAAAACUUGCAUACGAUGACCACUUCGCUUUCACAUUUUGCAUUUUUUUUUCCUCCCUGGCCUUGUAAAAAGUGACCACGAUGACGAUAAACACGAAUGCACGCAUACUUUACCAUUUCCAGUCCACAAAAAGGCCGGUUUCACACUGGAUCGAGUGGCUGUUUUUCUUUUUUAUGUAUAUUAUAACGAAAUUUCGAACAAGAAUUGUCCUGUUGUUCCAGGAUCUCUUACUUAGGCUUUUGAUACUAUUUCCAGCAGAACGAGCGCAAAGUUUAUUUCGCUCUUUAACUAAUUAUUAAGGAAAUAAAGGGCUAGGAUAUGGGAGUAAAUAUCCCAGGGUUUAACAAAUGACCUGAAUUUGCAUUCUUUUUGAUAGGAUAUCGUCCAAUAAUGUGGCAAAGCCUUGCUUACCUUGUGUGUACAACACUGGCCAUUAUUCUGUGAAGAGCUGGUCAAGUUUUUAUCUGAUUUGCUGAGUUAGGAUGUUUUCUCAGCUCUUACUCUUACAGAACUGAUUGAGCAAAAAUAGAGAAUUUGAGGUCAUCUAAUAAAAAAUUCGUCUAAAUUCAAAAUUGCGACUAAAUAUGGCUUAUCAUAUGUCAUUUUAAAGCCAAUUAAAUUCUUCAUCGGAUAGACCAUAGUAAAGCAUUUUUCUACAUAAAUUAUGCUAAUUGCUUCAAUAAAUUCGUAUAAUUCAAAGCAUUUUUUUUGAUAAUUUUUUCUGACAAGUUGCCAUGAAAAACCAGAAACUUGCGAGGGAAGUAGCAAAAUCUUAGAAGUUUGUGAAAAAUAUAGUUUGAGCAAUAUUUAAAAGAUAUUGUUUCGUCGGUGAUAUUCUUCAUGGGAACCAGAACGACCUAAACGCUUCAUGCAAGUUUUGCAUCCAAAGCCAGUUUCCUUUCGCUUCGCUCCUUUUACACCAAUCCAACAAUGGUGAC